AUGGCAGAUCUCGAUACUAAACUUCUCUUCACGGCUACCCAGCAUCUCAACGAUGUUCUGGUAUCUUCUUUUCUUUACAAGAAAUCUUACGGCACGUCUGGUAAGAUCACAGUUCAAGAACCAGUGAAAACAGUGAACCCUGGCUCUGAAACCAAUGGCCAGCAUGGAAAAGCCGUAAUAACCACUCAACACAAAUUCAGCAAGGGCAAAUACCAUGAGUGCUGGUGUGUGCUGAGAAGAGGCCAAUUCAGCUACUAUAAAGACAGAAGUGAACGGAAAGCCAUUGAUGUUAUCCCGGCAGAAGAAAUCCUGGGUUUCAGAGCUAGCCAAAUAGAGUUGCUUAUGGAACUGUACACUAUUCGAAAGACUUACUAUUUGAGGGCGGAAUCGCUGAAACUCUUCAAAGAAUGGAAUUAUGCACUCAAGGAGUUUUUCGCCGACAAAGGUCUACAUGCUGCGUCCAAGAUGGAAUCUUUGAUGAGGCACACGUUCAAAGAGGAAAGCGAAUCUGGAGUUCCAGAUACUGCUAAUGAAGACGACGACGAUGACGAUGACGACGAUUACAAUGACGAAAACGAUGAAAAUGAUGACAAUGACAAUGACGAAAACGACGAAAACGACGAAAACGACGAAAAUGACGACGAUUUCCAAAUCGCUUGCGAAGCUCGUCAGGCUAGUCCCACCUAUGUGCAACGGUCACCGUCGCAGACCGUACCAGUCCCAGAUGAAGAUCGUGAGUUUUACGCCAUUUUCAGCCCCACGCAAAACCCUCCACGCUUAAUUCAAAAGGGAACUCUAUACUGUAGAGUGAAAAAACGGCUGGGUCGCAGAGCGUGGAAAAAAGUAUCUGCUACUCUUGAUAGCACGUAUCUUUGCAUCAAUUCUCUAUCUUCUGGGAAACUGUAUUGGCGCAUCAAUCUCGAUAAAAUCGUUGAUGCUAUUGAGGACGAGAAGAAUCGUCGCUGCUUCACAGGAUUCGCCAUUAUAACUUACGAUGAGAGACUCAAAUUUCGCGCCAUGAGCGAACAAGAACCCAUUGAUUGGAUCAUGAAUUUGAAAAGUUGUGUUGUUGCUAGAAGAAAGCUAGAACAACUGGAGCCACUUGCUUCUUCUUGA
Lachancea sp. 'fantastica' is the source of this 1116-nucleotide messenger RNA. The record is from the annotation of a GenBank genome assembly. NCBI's taxonomy places the organism in Eukaryota, Fungi, Ascomycota, Saccharomycetes, Saccharomycetales, Saccharomycetaceae.